This is a messenger RNA of Aspergillus melleus, 1317 nucleotides long. RefSeq lists its product as uncharacterized. The coding region runs from base 1 to 1317 and encodes 438 amino acids. Gene Ontology annotation, molecular function: oxo-acid-lyase activity; isochorismate synthase activity. The record is from RefSeq and is a predicted model, not a curated record. Gene Ontology annotation, biological process: L-tryptophan biosynthetic process. The transcript has a single exon. NCBI's taxonomy places the organism in Eukaryota, Fungi, Ascomycota, Eurotiomycetes, Eurotiales, Aspergillaceae.
AUGGCCUUCUCUCAGGUUUCCUUUCCCCUCAAUCCUAAACAAAAGGGUUUUGUGGAACGAGUGUCUGUGGUUUUAGCCAAGUUCAAGGGCGAAGAUUAUUACGCCUAUGAGCAACACGGUGCAUGGUAUUUGGGCCUCGGAACCCAGGCUUCAUUGCUGGUCGACGCUAAAGGAGAGAUCGCUACGGUCACUGCCGGAGCGCGGCGUGAAGAACAUCCGGUUCGAAAUUCCCUUGCUCAGGCGGCGCGCGACUUUCUUUCCCAACACGCUCGACCCGGCCAUAAAGCGUUCGGGCAUGUUGGGUAUAACUACGCCGCACACGUCCGAGGAAUACCGUUUCAGUCGGGCCUUUGGCCACUGCUAAGUCUCUUGGUUCCACGCACAGAGAUCACAUUCCACCAUGAUCAAGUCACUCUGACUGGGUCCAACGACACGGAAUUAAAGGAGCUGUCGGCACUGAUCAUCGGCGACACCUGUCUAGAACCGGGUCCAAAAUUGAGGAUUGAUACAACGGAUUCCGCGGGAGAGUAUAUCACUCGUGUUCAGCGAGCGCAGGAGGAAAUUGAAGAAGGAAGUUAUACCAAGGUCAUCCCCUCGCGCGCCGUCCGUCUUGAGGGUCGCGUGAACAUGGCAGCAACGCUUUUGUGCGGUCGUCGGGCCAACGAUCCGGCCCGUACUUUUUCAUUUAGCCAGGCCGGAUUCCAGGCAACAGGCUUUAGUCCGGAACUGGUAAUGUCCGUCCAGGAUGGCAUCGUGGCUACAGAACCGCUCGCUGGAACACGAUCGCGCCUCGGCACUUCGGCGGAGGUUGAAAGCCUGGCGCAUGAAUUGACACACGAUACGAAAGAGAUUGUAGAGCAUGUUAUGUCUGUCAAGGAAGCAAUGCAGGAACUAGAUCAAAUAUGUGUAUCUGGCACGGCAGCCACAAAUGACCUGAUGUCUGUUCGUGCCCGCGGUAGCGUGCAGCAUCUGGGAUCUCGGGUCUCUGGUACACUGGCAGCAGAUAAGGACCCAUGGGAUGCCUUAGCGGUCAUUUUUCCCUCAAUCACAGCGUCUGGAAUUCCGAAACAGGCAGCGUUGGAAGGGAUCCAGCGUCUGGAACGCGAACCCCGCGAGCUGUAUUCUGGCGCUGUCUUAAUGUUGGACGGACCCGAUUCCUUCGAGGCUUCGCUCGUUCUGCGCACCGUAUUCCAAGACCACCAUCGCUCGUGGGUUCAAGCUGGGGCCGGAGUCAUCGCGCAGUCCAGACCUGACCGAGAACUCACUGAAACCCGCGAGAAGUUGGCCAGUGUUGCCCCAUUUGUCGUCGCAGAGUGA